ACAAAGCAUUUGUGGUUGAUCCAGAGGGAGUCUGCCUACUUCCCACAAGGAGAUCCCCAGAAGCAGCCCCACUGUGACUGCAGGGCACCACCCUAAGAGGUGCCCAUGACAGUGCUGCAGACACACCAACACCACUCCCUCCUCUGCUUGGUCUUUCAAGACUACACAGAAUGUGUUUCUGACUCACCUGCUCUUUCUCCCCAGAAAAAUGACAAAAAAAAUGUGUAAGUGGUUUUCAAAGUGUUGUCCUGGAUCAGCAGCAUCUGCCUCACAUGGGAAUUUGUUCAAAAAGCAAAAUUUUGGACCCCACUCCAACUCUACUGAAUGAGACAUUCUGGGGAUGGAGACCAGCAGUCUAUGUUUCAAAAAGUUCUCCAGGUUAUUCCGAGGCAUUAUUUUAAAUUUACCAUGUACUUUCAAAAAUGGAUAUGCUGGAAAAAAACCUAUGAAUAAUUUCAAAUAAUUAAAUAAAACAGAAAAUGACAGUGCUGGGGAUCAAGCCCAGGAUCUUCCUGUGGCAGGAAAAUAAAAAAUAUUUCAGACGCAGUGAACUUGUGAAAAAAGAGGAGGAGGCAUAUUUUGAAAGAUGUGGCUACAAGCCUAUAAGUGAGAAGCCAUCUGGAGAGAUACAGCCAAAAGAGGAGGACCAGAAACCACUAACUUCAUCAAAUCCAGUAUUAGAACUUGAAUUGGCAGAGGAAAAAUUACCCAUGACUCUUUCUAGGCAAGAGGUUAUCAGAAGGUUAAGAGAAAGAGGAGAACCAAUUAGACUAUUUGGAGAAACUGAUUAUGAUGCUUUUCAACGUUUAAGAAAAAUAGAGAUCCUCACACCAGAAGUUAAUAAGGGCUUGAGAAAUGAUCUGAAAGCAGCUUUGGAUAAGAUUGAUCAACAGUACCUCAAUGAAAUUGUGGGUGGUCAAGAACCUGGAGAGGAAGAUACACAAAAUGAUCUGAAAGUUCAUGAAGAAAACACAACAAUUGAAGAGUUAGAGACACUGGGGGAGUCUUUAGGGAAAGGCGAUGAUCAUAAGGACAUGGACAUCAUCACCAAGUUCCUGAAAUUUCUUCUUGGUGUUUGGGCUAAGGAAUUGAAUGCCAGAGAAGAUUAUGUGAAACGCAGUGUGCAGGGUAAACUGAACAGUGCUACUCAGAAGCAGACUGAGUCCUAUCUCAGACCACUUUUCAGAAAGCUCCGGAAAAGGAAUCUUCCUGCUGACAUUAAAGAAUCGAUAACAGAUAUUAUUAAAUUCAUGUUGCAGAGGGAAUAUGUAAAGGCAAAUGAUGCUUACCUUCAGAUGGCCAUUGGAAAUGCUCCCUGGCCUAUUGGUGUCACUAUGGUUGGUAUCCAUGCCAGAACUGGCAGGGAAAAGAUUUUUUCUAAGCAUGUUGCACAUGUUUUAAAUGACGAAACUCAGCGGAAAUAUAUUCAGGGAUUGAAGAGGUUAAUGACUAUUUGCCAGAAACACUUUCCUACAGAUCCAUCAAAAUGUGUGGAGUACAAUGCACUGUGAGACCUAUGUUCGAUAUGUAAAUAACAGUGAGAAACUUAAGGAAGCAGGGUAUGGACUCCUGGCAUCACCAGCAAGAUUGAAGGAAGAAGAAAACUGGAGUUUCUGGUCUCUGAGUUUACCUGAUACAAUUCGUGAUCAGUUUUAAGAACUGUGUUGGCUUUCAUAUCAUGUCUGACUGCAAACUGAUUUUUCUGUCUUGUUUUUAUUUUUAAAAGGUGAAAAAUUAGCUGGGCAUGGUGGUGCACUCCAGUAAUCCCACUGCUGUGGGAGGCUGAGGCAGGAGGAUUGCAAGUUCAAAGGUAGCCUCAGCAACUUAGGGAGGCCCUAAGCAACUUAGUGAGACCCUGUCUCAAAAUAAAAAAUAAAAAGGGCUGGGGACGUGGCUCUGUAUUUAAGUGCUGCUGGGUUAAAUUACCAGCACCACCCCCCCCCAAAAAAAAAGUUGAAAAAUUGAAUUCUAUAAAGUUUUCCCCAUCAUUUAAAUGCAUAGGCAGCAGUGACAUAAGGGGUUUAAAAACUACCUUUUCCCACUAGACCUGAAAAUUGUAGUUAGAUAAUUUAAAAAAAAGAAUUGAGGAUGGACUUAACUUUCUGUAUAAUAUGAUAAUUUGCACAUUAUCUUUUAUGUAUGUCACAGAAAAUAUUUUAUAUAUUUCAUUAAAAAUAUUAGACCAUUCAAUGAACUGUUAAAGGUUUCUGAACUUUUGUCAUCUUGCAAUAGAAUGUGAAUGUAAAUGUUCUGUUAACUAAAGUGUUAUUUUUCUUGUGUUUCAAAGCUUGCUUUUAUUUUCUAAGGAGUGCACUUUUGUCAUUUCUCAGUGCAGCUAGAAUUAAUAGGAAGUAUGAGUUAAAAAAACAUUGGUAAUAGAUCUUACUGACCUAAGUUCUAAGAAGGCAUUGCCCAUGAGCCAAGGUUCAGGGUGAGGGGAAACAGAUAGCGAAGCCAGCCGAGAGUUGGACUGUGUUCCCAGCUGUGCCCAGCCAAACAGGAAGAAGGUGCCAGAACUGAACUCACUGCCUUAGCUUUGGUCUUCUACAAAGUGAGGACUUGUUCUGGGUCUUGCACAGUAUUAUACUUUCAUCAUUGCAACUGAUCAUCUGCUUUAGAGUUUAGAGUACCAAGUUAAUGAAAUAAUGUGAGUAAAUAGAACGUUACAUAACGGGUGAAAUGGAUACUGGAUAAUGUAAGAAUGGGAGUCCCCAAAGUCAGAGCUUCCCAGAAUCUCAGCUCUGCCUACUAAUAGUAUGACUUUGGUUAAGUGACUUAAUCUUGCUAAGCCUCAGCUUCCUUAGCUUACAGUGAUGGUAAUAAUAGUACAUAAUUCAUUUUCAUUAUUAUUGUGUUAAAGCAAAAUAAAAUGCUUAGAAUACUGCCUGGCAAAUGGAUAAGAGCUCAGUAAAUAUUAGCUGUUGUGUCAUUAUUAUUGUUAUUAUUAUUAUGUUGUUAUUAGAGGGCAGCUUGAGUACCUUCACAAACUGUGUGGUUAGGGGCUCUGUGUACUCAUGUCAUAGUAAUAAUGUCAGUGUUAACAAUAGCAGCAGUAAUAAUGGAGCCAUUAAGUUUUUUCCUGUGUCUGGGCUCCAUGACUGAUUUUCAGCCAGUUCUGAAUUUAAAAUCAGAGGAUGAAUUCUAGAGGCCACUGGGUUGAUGUUAGAUUCAUAUCACUUAUUCUGGCCCGCUCUUGAGAAAGAUUGAAAGUUGUUUUUGGCCCAUUGUGGUCCAUGGCUGUGCCUAGACAGGAUUGUUUCUGCUGGUUAGUUGCCUGGUGGUGGUUAAGUCUGCUGUCCUGAGUCAGGGCUGUUCACCACUGGCCCCCGCCCCUUACCUUUGGAAGCCUUUUCUUAUGAUUAAAUUAGAUAGAUCAUAUGGGAACUUAAUAGCAUAAGUGAGAAACAGACUUCUAUGAGAAGGUUUCAACAUGUGGUCUUGUUGAAUAAGGACUUACUUAAAAAUAUUGUUGAAUGAAUACUGCUUAAAUUAUUUUUUCUUCAUUCACAGUUAGGCAAUAGCUUGGUAGUCAGUUAAUUUCAUGUUGUUUUCCUUUUUCAGUGUGGGAGUUUGGGAAAAAAAGGUAACAUUCUACAGGUUGUGACUUAACCAUUUUGAAUAUGGUGGAAGACAUUUCAGGGUGCUGUCACUGCCCAGCAACAAGAAAGAAGAUCCUACUGCAAAUGGUUGGCCUGGAAAAAGAUCCAAAUUCAGAUUCAAAUUAUGGUUUCUACUGAAUGCUUAUUGUUUUUACAACUGGUAAAAUUGAAAAACUGUUCAGUCAAACCAUUAUAAGUCAGGGACCAUCUGUAUUGAGUUUCCUUAGGAGUGUCACUGUCACUGAAGACAACAGUAUUUUUCAGCACUGGAACAGAGAGACUUCAGAAAUCUGGAAUUCAUAGAUAUAAUUUCAGUCUUGGGGGGAAAUUAGGAAAGUAAAACAGGCCAAAGAAUUGACACAGAGGGAGAGACACAGGAUAGUCUGGAUCUUGUAGGAAGGAAGGAAAGGCCCUGAGAGACCUGAGUGAAGCAAGCAGUUGUCACUAAUAACAGAACUUUUUGUUGUGGGCCCUGAAUGCUCAGGGAGAACCUGGAGGACUGGGAAAUAAGAUCGAUAGCUGUAUGACUCUGGUGUCAAGCUCAUCCUUCUGUUGAUUUCCUGAUGUACUCCAGUACCUGAAGCACUCUGGGGUUUGAUCUCAGUGAGUAACUUAGAAAUUCAACUGUCUUUUUUGUUGUUGUUGGAGACAAAGGAAACUGCUUGGAAAAGAUUUAAAAAAAGUGUUUCAGGGUCUUUGGUAGGGUUGAAUUUGGCGAUUCAUGUCACUGGCUCUUUUCCGGCCACACAGUGUUCCCAUUAGUGCUCCUUACCACAGAAGAGUAGUAGUGCUAAGUGGGACUGUUUGAAUGAAGGAGUUGAGUUUAAGUUUCUUUUGUCUGAAUAUCUCCAGGAGCACAACUUAAUGGAUUGUGCUUCCUCCCUGCCCCAGUAUACUCCCAUGAAGUCCAGAAAGCAUAACUUUAUCCCAUAGAAAUUUCUGGUAUGGUAUCAUAUUGGGAGUCUUGAGCCGAAAAACACUUUCUCACAGCAUAUUGAUAUAAGAGUUUCCAGCUGUCCAGUGAGCCAGAGCCAACACUGGUCCCCAGGGAGUCACUAUGGGAACACUGUUAUGGCAACUGGUUUUCAUCAUAGACUGCAGUUCCAUUGGCUGAAUUAUAACCACAUGCUAGUACUUUAAUGGUUAACAGUAACCUUAAAAUCCUUUGAAAUUUAAAAAUAAGUUCUGGUGAUGUGGAAUAACUAGGGGAUGCACUGUGUCUGGCAGCAGCAGCUGUGGUAUGAGCUGGCCCCACUCAAGAUUUUGGAACCAUGCCCAUUUAAAAAAAAAUGUUUUUUACAUCAGCCAAAGUCAUUUAUUAUGAAAUCAUUGACUAUUUAUUUUUCCCCAUUAUAAACCAGAGUACUUUAUACAACAUGCUUAAAUUAAUCCUUGCAUUGCUGAUAUUGGUAACUGUGUAUAACUAGGCCACUUCCUUUUGUUUAGUUUCUUGCCUAUCCUUAAGUACUAACUUUGAAAUAAUUGUCAGACUUGUCAACUUUUUCUCACAGCAUUUGACCUUAACAUAUAACUUCACCAUGGACAGUAGCUCAGAAGUUUUUUGAGUCUUCUGGUGAGCUCAGAUUCGCUCACCGAGCGUCUUGUGUCAUUGUCGAGUCAUUCCCACAGUCUGCCCUCCUGUCCUUUUUGAACUCCAGUUUUGCACCCUGCCAAAAUCAAAUCCCCUUUGCCCUCAAACUAUGCUUCCUUUAAGACUUAGGAAACAUUAUGAGCCAUGAAUGUUGCAGUCUGAGCCUGGAUUGAACUUUCUGUCCUCCUGUGACACAGGGGAGUUAGAGUUGUAGCUCUAGAGAUUUUUUUGACCAUAGCUCCCAGCAGUCAGUAGUGAUGGAGGCAUAGUAUCCUGUACACACCUACAUACGUAACUCAGACAAAAGCACUUUCCACCAUGUGUGAGGCAUUCUUGUACUUUUCUAUUCCAUUGUUUCUUAAAAAAAAAAAAAUGCUGUUUGUAAACCUCUAAAUCAGUUUACAACCUUUUAAUGCAUCAUGACCACCAGUUUGAAAACCACUGAUUAAGAGGAAGUAUCAGCAAAGUUAAGGAAGGAAAUUACUUGUUAGAUGAAUAUAGGUAAAAAUAAAAAGGACUCUUUUUUAAAAAAUAAAAGGAUUCUUUUUUAACUUUUUAGUAUAGAAAUAACACUUUGCUCUUAAGGCUAGUGUGAAAUUUAGCAGAUGAUAAAACCUUGAGUACUCUAAAUACUAAGAACUUCUGAAGCAGUAAUUCUUAAGUCUAAAUUGAGAAGACUUGUCCAUAGAAUAACAAAGGCAGUUCAUAAGCCAUCUGUGGGGGAUAGACAGCAUAGGUGAGCUGUACACUGUUGGGUAAAGCAGGAUUAAACAAAAUGUAAAUAAAGUGGUGGCCAGUUAAAGUGUAAGACGACUGAGGUGGAGAUAGAUACAGGGAAUCUAGCAUGAUUCCUUUUGAGAGGAAAGUGGUUUGUUCAUCCCUUUAAAAUUAUUUCCCAAGCUGAGCAUGGUGGCACUGGAAUCCCAGUGGCUCAGGAGGCUUGAGAAUCCCAAGUUCAAAGCCAGCCUCAGCAAUUUAGUUAAACUGUUUCAAAAUAAAACAUAAAAAUGGCUGGGGAUGUGGCUCAGGGGAUAAGCACCCGGUCUCAAUCCUUGAUUCUAAAUAAAUAGAUAGAUAGAUAGAUAAAUAGAUAAAAAUAAUCCCAAAACCUAGGUAGCACUAGAUUACAUUUCUUUUUUUAAUUAAUUUUUUAUUUAUAUAUGACAGUGGAAUGCAUUACAAUUCAUAUUACACAUAUAGAGCACAAAUUUUUCAUCUCUCUGUAUACAAAGUAUAUUUACACCAAUUCGUGUCUUCUUGCAUGUACUUUGGGUAUGAUGUCCAUCACAUUUCACCAUCAUUUCUAACCCCAUGCCACCUCCCUUCCUCUCCCACCCCUCUGUCCUAUCUAGAAUUUGUCUAUUCCUCCCACGCUCCCUCUCCCUACCCCACUAUGAAUCAGCCUCCUUAUAUCAGAGAAAACAUUUGGCAUUUGUUUUUUUUGGAUUAGCUCACUUUACUUAGCAUUAUCUUCUUCGACUCUAUCCAUUUACCUGCAAAUGCCAUGAUUUCAUUCUCUUUAAUUGCUGAGUAAUAUUCCAUUGUGUAUAUAUGCCACAUUUUUUUAAUCCAUUCAUCUGUUGAAGGGCAUCUAGGUUGUUCCACAGUUUAGCUAUUGUAAAUUGUACUGCUAUAAACAUUGAUGUGUCUGUGCCUCUGAAUUAUGCUCUUUUAAGUCCUUUAGAUAGACUGAGGAGAGGGAUAACUGAAUCAAAUGUGGUUCCAGUCCCGGUUUUCCAAGGAAUCUCCAUACUGCUUUCCAUAUUGGCUGCACCAAUUUGCAGUCCCACCAGCAGUGUAUGAGUGUACCUUUUCUCCCACAUCCUCACCAGCACUUAUUGUUGUUUGUAUGCAUAACAGCUGCCAUUCUGACUGGAGUGAGAGUUUUGACUUGCAUUUCUCUAAUUGCUAGUGAUGAUGAACAUUUUUUCAUAUAUUUAUUGAUUGAUUGUAUAUUGUCUUCUGAGAAGUGUCUGUUCAUGUCCUUGGCCAUUUAUUGAUUGGGUUAUUUGUUUUUUUGGUGUUUAGCUUUUUGAGUUCUUUAUAUACCCUAGAGAUUAGUGCUCUAUCUGAUGUGUAAGGAGUAAAAAUUUGCUCCCAAGAUGUAGACUCUCUAUUCACCUCACAGAUUGUUUCUUUUGCUGAGAAGAAACUUUUUAGUUUGAAUCCAUCCAUUUAUUGAUUCUUGAUUUUAAUUCUUGUGCUAUAGGAAGUUGGGUCUAAUCGCACAUGAUGGAGAUUAGGGCCUACUUUUUCUUCUGUUAGAUGCAGGGUCAAAUGAAUGAAUGAAUGAAUGAAUGAAUGAAUAUCCCAAGGCGUAGGUAGCACUAGAUUACAUUUCUUAAUAUAAAUUUUUAAUUCAAUUAUAACAUGUAAGAGUACCAAAGUAAACUGUCAAAGUAACCAGUACCCAAAUGAGAAAAGAUGUUAUCAAAUCCCCAGAAAUCUCUUCUGCCCCUUUCUAAUCAGUCAGCCAUGGACCUGAUUUCUAACAUUUUAAUUUAAAGAUCUUUAUUGCUAUAUAAUUCACAUGCCAUAAUUUUUACCCACUUAACGCAUUCAGUGACUUUUUGGUAAUAUUCACAGAGUUGUAGUACUAUGGUCAUAGUCUUAAGUUUAAAACAUAUUUGUCACAAAGAAAUCUAAUUCCUAUUAGUAGCCACUCACUGGGUAAGUUUUGCCUGUUUUAAAAAUUUGCAUGUUGACUAAAAUUCAAACAAAUUAAUAAAUGGGCAAAAGAACUAUAAACAGACACUUUUUAAAAGAAGAAAUACAAACAACCAACAAGUACAUGAAAAACAUUCAACAUUUCUAGCAAGCAAAAAAUGAAAAUCCAAACUACAUUGAGAUUUCAUCCUGCUUCAGUCAGAAUGGCAAUUAUUGAGAAUAUGAAUAAUAGUAAAUGCCGGUGAGGGUGUGGGGGAAAAGGUACACUCAUACGUUGUUGGCGGCUCUGCAAAUUAAUGCAACUACUCUGGAAAGCAGCACGGAGAGUCCUCAAAAAACUAGGAAUGGAAUCACCAUAUGACUCAGCUGUCCCACUCCUUGACAUUUAUCCUGAGGAGCUAAAAUCAGUGUACUAUAGUGAUAAAGGUACAUCAUUGCUCAUAGCAGUGCAGUUCACAAUGUCCAGGUUAUGGAACCAGCCAAAAUGGCCAUCAGUGGAUGAAUAGAUAAAGAAAAUGUAUGUAUACACAGUAGAGUUUUACUCAGCCGUGAAGAAGAAGAUUACGGCAUUAGCUGGUCUGGAGUGGAACUGGAGAACAUAGUGAAAUAAACCAGACCCAGAAAGUCAAGAGUCAAAUGUUUUCUCUUUUAUGCAAGAGUUGGAACAAAAUAAAUUUAAAAAAGGAGGGAGAAUCCCAUGAAAACACAAGAGAGAUCAGUGGAGUGGAGGAAGAGAAUUGAGGGGAGAGAAGGACUAGAAAAGGGAGAAAUAGUGGAAUGAAAAUGACCAAACUAUCUUAUGUAUAAAUGUGAAUAUAUAUAUCACAGUGAACUCCACUUUCAUGUAUAUCUGUAAUGCACUACUUAAACACAAAACAAAAAACCUCCAAACAGAAGACCAGUACAGAGGAGGAAAGGGAAUAAAGGGAAUGGGCAGGAGGAAGGAAAGGGAACAGGACUGAAUUGGAGCAAAUGAUAUUCCAUGCUGGUAUAAUUAUGUCAAAACAAAACCCAGUAUUAUGUAUAACUAUAAUGUACUAAUGAAAAAAAAAGUUUGUUUGUAAAUGGAAUCAGACUGUAGACUUGAUUUUUUUGUUGUUGUUGUUUAAUUUCUUUGGUUCAGUUCAGGGUUUCUUGAUCUUUAUCCUUGUGUGUAGUUGUGGUUUUCAUUCUCAUUGUGAUAGCUCACAAUUUAUCUGUUCUGUUGAUGGACAUGUGAGUUGUUUCCUUUUAUGCAUGAACAUUUAAACACUUUUUUUUUACAAAUAUAAGUAUUUAUAGAUUAUGUACUAAAGUAUGAAACUUUUGGGGGUAUACAGUAGAAUAUAUUCAGCUAUAGAAGAUAUUGUUAAAGAAUUUUCUAAAGGUCUUAAACCAAUUAACACUCCCAUCAGCAGGAUUUGAGAAUUUGUUAUUCUCCAUCUGGCCACACUUGAUACAUCUGUCAUUUCCAUUUUUAGCCCUUCUGGUGGGUUAUAAUGGUAUCACAUUGUGGAUUUAAUUUGCAUUUUCUUGAUGAUUAAUAAAGUUGAGUACCUUUUUCAUAUUCA
Molecule: messenger RNA, 9407 nt
Organism: Marmota monax (woodchuck)
Lineage: Eukaryota; Metazoa; Chordata; Mammalia; Rodentia; Sciuridae
Gene: Prpf18
Product: pre-mRNA processing factor 18
Exons: 13
Coding region: 480-1511 (343 amino acids)
Biological process (GO): generation of catalytic spliceosome for second transesterification step; RNA splicing
Cellular component (GO): U5 snRNP; U2-type post-spliceosomal complex; U4/U6 x U5 tri-snRNP complex
Source: RefSeq, a predicted model, not a curated record